AUGGGGAAGGCUGCGGUAGAUGGUGUGGGAGUCGAGCUUCCCGCAGCUUUCCCGUUCUCAAAGGUACCUCUCCAGUUUGUCCCCUCCUUGGUCUCGGAGUACUACUACCUUUGUUUGCCCGACACUGACUAUGUACAUCAUCUUGAAGGCCUGUUUCCCUAUUUUCCAGCCUUUGACUUUUGCCUUGAUGUUGCCUAUUUCUCCGUUGUUUGUUUCUUUGGUCUCGCAGUAUUACCUUCAUAUGCCCCCAAUGAAGCGUCAUAUCACCCAGCAUUGGCAUUGGCAACCCGUAGAAAGCCACGGAAUCUGCUGGGUGACGGCUCCUUCAACUUUUUGCCCCGCGUUGGAGGGGCUGUGAUUUUCACUUUUGCAGAGGUCACUUUUACCCCUCCAAGUCCGAAAUCGGCUAGACUCGAUGGCGUGCUCGAUUACAUCAUCCUUGGCUCAGGGCACAUCAUGAGAAAUCACAUCCCAACUGCAGAAGUGCUCCAGCCUCCAGGGAAUAAGGCAGAGUGUGUCACUGUCUCUACGGAGUAUUGUUUUCUUAUCUGGGAGCUCAAGGAUGCGGUCCACUUUGGUCGUCACCUCCCGUCUUGUUAUGUGAUGCCCGACGAUCAGUGGUGCAAUCCAGUCGACAACCUCCAGCUCACUGACCCCCCACUGCUUGGUCACCACAUCAUCCACGCCGCACAUCGAACCAUCACAAAAGAAGAAUCCUACGAGCUCCUCGCACGCCAUCGCCGACAACCGAUGCCCCUCCCGUCUCACGGUCCCACUCACAUCGCCGACCUCCUCCGUUCCCGCGCCGACUGCCGGCUGCCGAUCCCCGGGCUCAAAAAGGACAUCCAUCCUGGAGCAUCGUGGAGAUGGGUAACCUGUAUUUACCCUCUAGUGUGUCAUGUUACUUCUGUCGAGUAUCUCUCUCUGGCACUCUCUGGAUUACAAAUCUGUCGUGGAAGCCCUCAAGGGCUUGGCUUCCCUGCUGACCACAUCUGCAAUUAUGGCUACAAGAUGAGCGUUGGCAUCCAUACUGUCCCCGGUGCCUGUAUGCCUCCCGGGUUGUCGCUACCUGGCAAAGAACGGAGAAUCUUCAAGACUACCCAAAAACCAUUUCAUUUCCAAACCCAUCAUGGUCGAGACAAGUGUCACAAUGACGAGGGGGGAUUCUUAUUCCCUACGGCCAACGCCCGUCGACAAUGCUUCGUUGGAAUCCUAUCUAGUCUCAACGUGCCACUGCUUUCUAGAAGGAUCAUCAGCGUUCUCACGCGCCUCAACCUGUGGUUUGCUCUGGACAAGACUACAGCAGAGACACGGAAGCUUGACAGCUGA
Molecule: messenger RNA, 1329 nt
Organism: Colletotrichum lupini
Lineage: Eukaryota; Fungi; Ascomycota; Sordariomycetes; Glomerellales; Glomerellaceae
Exons: 9
Coding region: 1-1329 (442 amino acids)
Source: RefSeq, a predicted model, not a curated record